AAGCGCCGUUAUAAUCGGAUUCUACUGUACAUGCACUUGAAUUCUUUAUUAAGAGUUUCAUUGAUUCUGUUACGAGCACAGCUGAAACUCGACCUUCCAUAGAGCAGCUGCUCCUCUGCCUCACAAACUGCAUACAAGAGUCAACAUACCCCGCACAGCUGUGCACAUAGGAGAACAAAACAGCUAAGCAGCAACCAUCCAGCUAUUAGCCACUUGGCCAGAACAGCAGCCCCUGCGAGUGCAUUCGAGUGCAACGAGCUGCACUAUGCGGGCGCACUAGCCUUUAACUUAGUUAGUUAGCUUAGCUUAGUUGCCCGAGCAGAGCGCUGCUGCAUAGAACUAUAAGCGGAAUGUCUAAAGUUUUACUGUUCAUAUCCUGCCUGCUGGCUGUGGGAUGGGCGCAUGGGCUGCCGCCGGCGGUGCAGCUGGGUGGUGCAAUUGUCGCAGCUGUCGAACAGGAUGCGGAGCAGCAGGAAGAGGAGCUGGCAGCAGCAGCCACAGUCACGGAGCAGCGCUGGCUGCAGUCAGCAGAGCAGCAGCUGGAGCGAGUGCUCAGCGGCGAGCUGAGUGGCCAGCAGUUGAGCCAGUUGCUGGGCAAUUGGUCAGCCGAAGCUCGCGGCAAGCAUCACAAACACAAGAAGCUGAUGAAGAUGCUCUUUCCGCUGGUGAGCGCGGCGGUGCUGGCCAAGUUUAUAUUGCUGCCCUUGAUCUUGAAAUGGCUAACGGCGCUCUCGGCCUCAUCAUUUGUCAUGGGCAAAAUAGCGCUGGCUGCCGCCGGCCUGCUGGCCUUGAAGUCCAUGAUGAGUCCAACGCACGAACGUCUGGAAAUUGUGCACGCCUCGGCGCCAACAAUCAAGAGCUACCAUGGCGAUCUGUCCUCGAGCGGCAGCAGCUGGAUACCACUUAGACAGCACUACAUACCGCUGGGCGUGGCCAAGGACUCGUAUCGUUACGAUAAUAAGCCCUUCCUAUAGAGACUAGAUCUGUUUUAGUGUUACUCUCUGUGUUAGUCUUAGCCAAUAAUAGGCCAAUGGUAAUAAA
Drosophila mojavensis is the source of this 1041-nucleotide messenger RNA. RefSeq lists its product as uncharacterized. The transcript has 2 exons. The coding region runs from base 351 to 974 and encodes 207 amino acids. Lineage: Eukaryota; Metazoa; Arthropoda; Insecta; Diptera; Drosophilidae. The record is from RefSeq and is a predicted model, not a curated record.